This is a messenger RNA of Chaetomium fimeti, 1015 nucleotides long. RefSeq lists its product as uncharacterized. The coding region runs from base 362 to 631 and encodes 89 amino acids. The transcript is spliced from 2 exons. The record is from RefSeq and is a predicted model, not a curated record. NCBI's taxonomy places the organism in Eukaryota, Fungi, Ascomycota, Sordariomycetes, Sordariales, Chaetomiaceae.
UAUACAUAGGCAUCGAUGCAUCGGCUUGUAAUAAUUACCAUAAAACCUCAACGCUCCUCAACGAAACGAAACGGACAAUGUCUCGGCUCGAGGGUGAGACUGUCUCGCCGGCCAACAUGUCACAAGCUGACCGCCAACUUGAUCCGAUGUGUGCCUUUGUGCAGAGUAUUCUUCUUUUUGUUGAGUAAAGAUUAAGCACUAUUGUUUACAUACAUGAUUUUACUAUUGCUCGUUACGCCAACAUCGCCCUGUUUCCCGACCUCAGUUCCACGUGUGGGGCUGCGUGACUGGUCGCUCCGCCUCAAUCCGCCUCCGUGCUUGCGCGUUUGCGUGUAUGUAAGCCGCAAGGCUUGCGCGUCCCAUGCACGCAACCAGGUGGCUGCUGCUGUGCGUCGGGAUCGACCCGUUGACAGGACGCGGGCGAAGUUUUCCGGAUAGCGUGACGACGCUGUCUCAGACCCUCUGGAACAGGUUUGAAGCCCACGGCGUUACACAGGGCCUCUCAAAAAUUCCCGCCUGUUGCUGUUGGGCAAGUGCUUUCCGGUCCCCUUUUCCAAUCUCCCAAUUACCGGACCGUAGAGACAAAGGAAAAUGCAAAAAAUAUGCUAGUCCGAAUCCAGUGGGUAUAUGAAGCGAAAUGGUGAUCGGGGUAUCGAAAAAAAAAGAAAAAAAGUGUAGGAGCCUCAAUCCGGGAGUGCUCGGGCCAAAUGCGAAUAUUAGAUGUCGGCAUCAAGCCGUUUCGUGCGCGUUGACGCAUAUUUGGCGUAUUAUCCGGAGCCGUCGUGGAGUAGGCAUAGUCGUCCACAGGUCGGUGAUUUGGUGAAUGGAUCACCUGCUCACAUCAUUCCCAACCUCGUCAUCCUCUUUUCCAUCUUGGGCCUUUGCCCCAUCGGUCCCAGUCGGCUGGGGUUGUAGCCGCCGCCCAUGCCACCCCUCGGUCCACCGGGCAAACCCAUAUGCGGAGGCCGGAACCCCAUGCCACCACCCCUGCCACCUCGGCCACCCCUGCCGCGAC